AUGGCAGACGCAGAAGAAGAGAGAGCUCUGGAGAACCAACUGGAGCUACAGCUGCAAGAACAGAAAGAAUCAUUAGAUGCCUUAAGUGAUGCUCUUACCUCCGACCCAUCAAAUCCUGAGCUUCUCUCUGUUCAAGAGGAGCUUGUUCAGGUCAUUAAAGACGCAGAGGAGGGACUUCUGCAUCUAAAACGUGCACGAUUAUUACGAGAAGCAGAUUCAGUAUUACGUGCUUCGAACCAUGCUGUGGAGGAUGUUAAGGCUGAGCCUCUUGAUCCGUUUGAUGUUGAACCAGAACCACUAGGGGACAAGAGUUACACUGUUGGGUCAAAAUGUAGAUUCCGUCAUGUUGAUGGACGCUGGUACAAUGGUCAAAUUAUUGAGUUGGAUGGUUCUGAUUCUGCAAAGAUCUCUUUCCUCACACCUACAUCAGAAAAUAUGUUGCUAUGCAAGUUUUUUCUGCAACAACGAUGUCGAUUUGGUACUAACUGCCGCCUAUCACAUGGGGUUGAUGCGUUGUUAUCCUCCCUGAAGAAUUAUGUGCCAACAAUGUGGGAUCAAUCAUUGGUGGGGUCCAGUAUUUGGGCACAUUCAGAUAGUAACGUUGGCAUAUGGAGGAAAGCUGAACUUGAAUCUUGGGAUAAUGAAGACAGAGUAGGGCAGGUUGUUUUCCAUGAGGAUGGCAGCUCGGCAAAGCUAGGGAGUGAAGCUAUGACGAUAUCUGAGUAUGCUUUGAUGACUGAUGAAGACGAAAGUGGUUCGAGCUUAGAAGAAUCUGAUUCUAGCGAUUAUGAUGAAGAGAGUGCAGAAGGUUUAGGAUUUCUUGAGAGCACAAACCAACAAAGAGGUGUCCAAACAGGAACUGCCAUAUUUGCAACAUGGGAAAACCAUACCCGGGGCAUAGCUUCUAAGAUGAUGGCAAAUAUGGGUUAUCGUGAAGGGAUGGGAUUAGGUGCGUCUGGUCAGGGCAUGUUGAAUCCUAUCUCUGUGAAGGUCCUUCCACCAAAGCAAUCACUUGAUCAUGCUUUGGAGUCUCAUAAAGACGGGAUCGAAGAGAAGAACGCAAAGAAGAGAAGCAGGGGUGGGAAAAGAAAACGUGGGAAGAAGUUUGCAGCUGCAGCUAGGGCAGCAAAAGCUGCUGAGGAAAUGAGUCCAGAUGUUUUUACUCUCAUCAACAACCAACUUGCUGGGCAUAAUGAAGCUCUGAAUGGGGAGUCAGCUAAGAAGCAGAAAAGUAAAGGCUCAGAAGAGAAGAAAGUCGAUAGGCGGGAGUUGCUUGCUUAUGAUGAUGAGAUUAAGGAAUUGAGAAUGCGUGUGGAGAAGCUUGAAGAGAUGGCAAAUAGAAACAAAAAGGAAAAGGUGGUUUAUGACGCUGCUAUAAGAAAAUUAAACGAGACGCACAUAGCUUUGGCAAAAGCCGAGGCUGCUAAAGCAUCUGCAUCAAAUUCUAUAACCGGUAGAGAAAAAGAGAAGAAAUGGCUUAAGUUUUGA
This is a messenger RNA of Dovyalis caffra, 1488 nucleotides long. Lineage: Eukaryota; Viridiplantae; Streptophyta; Magnoliopsida; Malpighiales; Salicaceae. The record is from the annotation of a GenBank genome assembly.